Messenger RNA from Manis pentadactyla (Chinese pangolin), 1863 nucleotides. It is a transcript of the gene HABP4, whose product is annotated as hyaluronan binding protein 4. Gene Ontology annotation, cellular component: nucleus; cytoplasm. The transcript is spliced from 8 exons. Lineage: Eukaryota; Metazoa; Chordata; Mammalia; Pholidota; Manidae. Gene Ontology annotation, molecular function: RNA binding. Bases 110 to 1357 code for a protein of 415 amino acids. The record is from RefSeq and is a predicted model, not a curated record. Gene Ontology annotation, biological process: positive regulation of translational initiation; positive regulation of RNA splicing.
UGUGGGCGGGGGAGGGGCGGCCGCGGCGGGCGGGUUGGGUUCUCGCCGCCGGCUGUGCUGGGGCUCGCUCGCGUGGGCUGCGCGGCGGGCCCGCAGUGGCCGCGGCGGCAUGAAGGGCGCCCUGGGCAGUCCCGUGGCUGCGGCCGCCGCAGGCGCUGCGAUGCAGGAGAGUUUCGGCUGCGCCGUGGCCAACCGCUUCCACCAGCUGCUGGACAACGAGUCAGACCCGUUCGACAUCCUUCGCGAGGUCGAGCGUCGGCGCCAGCAGCAGCUCCAGCGCAAGCGGCGCGAUGAGGCAGCGGUGGCCGGAGCCGGCAGUCGAGGUGGUAGGAGCCCGGCCGGGGCCUCGAGCCACAGACCCGGCGCGGGCGGCGGCCGGAGGGAAUCCCAGAAGGAGCGCAAGAGCCUCCCCGCCCCCGGCGCGUCGCAGCCGGACAGCCCCGGGGGCGGCCCGCAGCCGCCCGGCCAGAAGCGGACUCCAAGGAGAGGGGAGCAGCAAGGAUGGAGUGAUAGCCGGGGCAUGGAGGUGACACUUGAGAGAGCAGAGCGGAGACCCUACAGGGAAUGUCGACCCUAUGAGACUGAGAGGCAGGCAGACUUUACACCUGAGAAGUUCACAGAUGAAAAACCAGGGGACAGGUUUGACCGAGAAAGACCACUGCGAGGCCGCGGAGGCCUGAGAGGGGGCCUGCGAAGCAGAGGCAGAGGUGGUCCCAGGAGCAGAGCUUUUGACAGUUUUGACCAGAGAGGGAAACGAGAAUUUGAGAGAUACGGUGGGAAUGAUAAAAUAGUAAUCAGAGCUGAAGACAACUUGGGCGGAUGUGGAGUUCGCACCUGGGGGUCAGGUAAAAAUACCAGUGCCGUGGAGCAGACGGCGCCGAUGGAGGAGACCACAGCCGUGGACGAGUCCCCAGGCCCCCUGGAUGAGGAGUCUCCAGCCAAAGCUCCUGAGUUGGAGGUAGAAGAAGAAGCUCAAGUUCAAGAGAUGACCCUAGAUGAGUGGAAAAAUCUUCAGGAACAGACCAGACCAAAGCCUGAGUUUAACAUCCGGAAACCGGAGUCCGCUGUCCCUUCCAAAGCAGUGGUGAUACACAAGUCCAAAUACAGAGAUGAUGUGGUAAGGGAUGACUGUGAGGAUGAUGCCCACAUCUUCCGGAAAGCGGCCAAUGACAUCACAUCCCAGCUGGACAUUAAUUUUGGUGACCUCCCUCGUCCUGGGCGUGGAGCCCGAGGUGGCACACGGGGAGGCCGGGGAAGGACCAGAAGGGCAGAGAACUAUGGGCCCAGAGCAGAAGUGGUGACACAAGACAUUGCUCCAAACCCGGAUGACCCCGAAGACUUCCCUGCUCUGGCCUGAGAGAGCCCUGCAUCCCUGGCAGCUGACAGUAGCAUGGGCCUACCUAUGAAGAGACUUUUCUUGCUGUGGGGAAGAGAAUCAGACUCUAAGAACAAUAGAUGUUGCUUUUUCCCCCUAUAGCAUGAAUUGGUUGCACUUUUUUGGCCUGGGGGUGUGGACAGGGAUUUCCCCAGAUAAGGAGCAGCAGUUCCGGUCAGGGCCUUAGCCUGGCACUUUCCCAAGAAGAUGAGGAAUGGUGAUUAUUUUUUUAUCUCAGGAAUUCCAGUUGAUAUUGGGAAUCAUAUCUAAAAUGUGUGCACAGAGAUUGUAUUGACUCAUCCACAGAAGUAACGUAAUUUCUAAGAUAGAACCUACUGACUCCAUAAGUUGUACAGGGAAUGGAAGGCUGCGUCCGUUAGCAGUAGAGGAGAUGAAUAUAAAUUGGACCAUUAAUUUAAAGCAGUCACAGCCUAGUUUUCAGAGACCAAGAAAUAAAAAUGCAGUUGUAUUUACUGUUUACUUGUAAA